UAGGAUUGAUAUCCUUUCCUCAAAAUCAACUUUGACUCCAUUUUCUUCAAAUUAAAUUCAAGCCUCUUCACAUAUAACUCAAGUUUAUUUAACCUCAUUCUUCAGCCUCAAAUACCCUGCUAUUUCCCUCAGCAUAUGUUACUAUCUUAUCCUUUAAAUUAUACUUCAGUGCUCCAUAAAACCUUUUGUGGAUUCCAAUAGCUAUGCAUAAUACCUCCUACCCAUGAAGUCUUCUAGGCUAUUAAAUCCAAGACUGUCCAGGCAUUGUAUAUCCAUCAUGUUAAUCCGCCCUUUCUGUAAUCGUACCUUUUGAAGCAGAUAUUAUCCUGUUUCAUAGAUGAGGAAACUGAAGUUCAAUGGUGGAUAGUUGGAGUCUAUUGCUUUUGGCUUUUGUAAAAUUGUACUCCCAGUAUCCCUAUUGCAUGACGACAACUCCGUUUUGGUUUGUCCCUUUGACUUUUCCAUUUUCACCUAAUAUCAUCACUAUUAGUUUCUAAAGUAGAAAAUCCAGAAUCAAAGGUAGGUUUUCAUGUUGUUUGAAAGGCUUUUUGAUCUUUAAGUAUGACUAACCACAGUGAGCAGAUCUGUGCACACAGCAGGUCAUUGAAUGCAUGCUGGAUUAAAAAUGAAUGUGUAAGGUACAUAAAUGUAUGAAAACCUUGUAGCAAAUUAAAAUUUAAUUCUGUAUAGAAAAGGAAUACAUAGAACCAAUUUUUAGCCCAAAUUUAAUUUACUUUUAUUAAAAUACCCAGAAGAUAGGAGAAGAGCAUUCUUUACUCUGACAGGUAUUUAUGGUAAACGAGCAUAGGAAUCACAUAUAGUUUCAAGCCCUGCUGGAUUCAUUAUAUUCCUCACACUUCUGCAUACACAACAGCUAGUUCUUGGCUCAGUGUUUGAUAACUCAUGCAGAAAGUAGGAGUGUAGAACCACAUAGCAUAGCUUAUAAGUUAAAAGUAGAUUCUCUAGGGAAAGGCUAUAUCUGCAUUUGAAUUUUGUUUUCGUAGAUGGUGUCCUGAACAGAGGGCUGAUAUUCAAAGCUAACAAACUGUAGAUACUUGAUCAGAAUCUGGGAAUAUAGUUCAAACCAUAAACCCUCAUGGUCCUCUAGGCUUGGUCUACCUGGGCUUAUUGUACUAAUUUAGCAACAUUCAGUUGGGACCCAUCUUUAGUCCUUAUCUUAUCUAUAAAUGUUGAUUUUACUAAGACUACUUUUCACAUCACGUUUACAGAAUACUUGACAGAAACAAGGUAGGGGGGAAUUUAUUUUGGUUCAUGUUUUUUAAGGGUAUAGUCUUUCUUAGCAAAGAAGGCAUGGAGGCUGGGUCGGCUCUUUCUAUAGCAGCAGGAGCAUGGAGAGCUUGGGCUGUCAUUAGAAGUGUGUUUAAAUUUUCAGGGUCUGCCUCUAGUGACCUGCAUCCUCCAUCUAGGUCUAAUGUCCUAAAGGCUCCAUAAACUCCUUAAGACUGCACCAGGAACUGAGAUCAAGUUUUAAAACACAUGAACCUGUGUGUGGCAUACCAUAUUCAAACCAUUACAACCAGUGACUAACAAUUCUUUCUCCACUGAGACCAGAACUAGCAAAAAUUGAUUAUUGUUCUUUGGAAGAAAACAAGAUCAACGUAAAAAAUGAAUCUUGUCAGAGAGGAGAUUAAAAUCUCCUUCCUCAGGGUUCUUUAAGACCAUCUGUUUUUAUGACAGCAUUCUGUAAGUUCAGUAUAAGUGAGCCUGUAUUAAUAAUAUGGUUUGAUGGUUCUGAGGUCUAAAGGCCUGUUUCUGUAAUUUAUUCAUUGUUAUUGGCUGAAAAACAAGUUUAAUUCACUGAACCUCAGUUUUCUCAUCUUUAAAAUAUGGGCAAUGGUGAAACACAGCUUAUUUAGUACAGAUUGUGCAAUAUGGUAGGUGAGAAAACCAUUUGUGAACAGAAAAUCACAAAGUAUUUGAAAUACAUUAUAGAAGGUCUGCUGGAGAUUUCCAAACUGAGAUUUUCCUGUGCCUGGCUUUCUGUGGAGAACAUAGAGGUUAGAGUCCUGAGCAAAGAACUAUGUCUUAGAUAGGGCCUAGGGGAUUAAUAUCCUUUAACCAAGUCAAAAGUACAGUGUAUAUUCAUAUGCAUGUGUUCAUAUGUGCGUGAUGUUCUGCAUAUUCAUUUUUUGGCUGGACUGAGCAUCCAUUCUCUGGACAAUGUAUUAUAUGACAGGUCUAUUGGACAAGAUAAAUAAUCUACAAACGAAAGUUUCUGUUAUCUUUGAAAUGUUUUAUCUUUGGUCUUAUGGAACUAUGAUUUCCUUAGGCAGACAUUUCUUCUUCAAAUAGGCUCAUGGAAAAACUUAUUUAUAAAUGACACAUUCAGUAAUUCAGUAUGGAGAGAGUGUUUAAGUCUUUUUGCUAGGCAGGCCAUAUGUUCUCCAAUUCUAAAAUGUGCCUCUACAAAUGCUGGGAAGACAAGUAGUUAGAAGGUGGAAGAGUUCCUGGUAAAAAUGAAUAUAUAACAGUGGUCAGUAGCUAGAGAGAGGCAGUCUAUCUCCUACUCCUUCCUUAUCUAUGUGUUUAAAUGGGUACCAUGACGAUAUGUGUUAUUUGUUCAUGUGCAUGUGGUAAUGAAAUAAAUGUUUGCUUUCUGUUGUGUAGAGCCCAGUCCUAUUUCUACAAAAUUUGGUGACCCAGGUUAAAGUCAAGGACUAUGCAUACCCUCUGCCUUACUGAGGGAUCUUUAGUUUGUGGCCUCAUUUCUUCAUUAUCAGUUUUAUUUUUUAAUCUACCAAAUGAAGCCAACACAGAUUCCCUAGUUAUGAUACAGGCCAGUUGAAUAAAUUUUUUAUGCACCUAAGCCAGGAUUGAGUUUAUCAUUCACAGCACAUCAUAGGAAGCCAUACUUUUCCAUACUCAUGAUCUAGUUAAGUGGAAUCAAGCAUGGAUGAGGGAAGGAACCAUAGGACUGGGGUCUAUCAUAUUUGAAGAAUGCCAUACUCUCUUAUGACUUGGGAAGGCAUAAGGCAUAUAGCAGAGUUGAAUAAUGUACUACCAAUCCUCAGUUGGUCAGUUUCAAGAAGGAGAGGAGAAGGAGAGGAACAUGAAGAAUGGAAAACAAAUACGCCUGCAUUUCAUUUCCAUCAUCGAUACUAGCCUUUCUACUUUACAGAUCCAGGGCUGCUUUAAAGCACCAAGGAGAGAUAGAAGAGAGCUUUGUUUAUUUGUUUGUUUUCAUUUUGGGAAGAGGAGUUCAUGAAAAUAGAUGAAAGCAUGAUGCUUUGUUCAUAUUCACAUGUUGGAUUAUUCCAUGCACUGGCUAAUAUAGAAAUGAAAGCAUUGUUUGUCUCGUAGUCUGAUACAGCUUGCAUGUUGGUGUCAUUUCCCCUUACUGCCACAUCUUACCACUGGAACAUCUGAUCACUGGAGAUUCCAUCGUUAGUGCUGAGGCAGUAUGGGAUCACGUCACCAUGGCCAACCGGGAGUUGGCAUUUAAAGCUGGCGACGUCAUCAAAGUCUUGGAUGCUUCCAACAAGGAUUGGUGGUGGGGCCAGAUCGACGAUGAGGAGGGAUGGUUUCCUGCCAGCUUUGUGAGGCUCUGGGUGAACCAGGAGGAUGGGGUGGAGGAAGGGCCCAGUGAUGUGCAGAAUGGGCACCUGGACCCCAACUCAGACUGCCUUUGUCUGGGCCGGCCACUACAGAACCGGGACCAGAUGCGGGCCAAUGUCAUCAAUGAGAUCAUGAGCACCGAGCGUCAUUACAUCAAGCACCUCAAGGAUAUUUGUGAGGGCUACCUGAAGCAGUGCCGGAAGAGAAGGGACAUGUUCAGUGAUGAGCAACUGAAGGUCAUCUUUGGGAACAUUGAAGACAUCUACAGAUUUCAGAUGGGCUUUGUGAGAGACCUGGAGAAGCAGUACAACAAUGAUGACCCCCACCUCAGCGAGAUAGGACCCUGCUUCCUAGAGCAUCAAGAUGGAUUCUGGAUAUACUCUGAAUAUUGUAACAACCACCUGGAUGCCUGCAUGGAACUCUCCAAGCUGAUGAAGGACAGCCGCUAUCAACACUUUUUUGAGGCCUGCCGACUCUUGCAGCAGAUGAUUGACAUCGCUAUCGAUGGUUUUCUUUUGACUCCAGUACAGAAGAUCUGCAAAUAUCCCUUACAGUUAGCUGAGCUCCUGAAGUAUACUGCCCAAGACCACAGUGAUUAUAGAUAUGUUGCAGCUGCUUUGGCUGUCAUGAGAAAUGUGACUCAGCAGAUCAAUGAACGCAAGCGACGUCUGGAGAAUAUUGACAAGAUCGCGCAAUGGCAGGCCUCUGUCCUGGACUGGGAGGGAGAGGACAUCUUAGACAGGAGCUCGGAGCUGAUCUACACUGGAGAGAUGGCCUGGAUCUAUCAGCCCUAUGGCCGCAACCAGCAGAGAGUCUUCUUCCUAUUCGACCACCAAAUGGUCCUCUGCAAGAAGGACCUAAUCCGGAGAGACAUCCUAUACUACAAAGGGCGCAUUGACAUGGAUAAAUAUGAGGUAAUUGACAUUGAAGAUGGCAGAGAUGAUGACUUUAAUGUCAGCAUGAAAAAUGCUUUCAAGCUUCAUAACAAGGAAACAGAAGAAGUUCAUCUGUUCUUUGCCAAGAAACUGGAGGAGAAAAUACGUUGGCUCAGAGCUUUCAGAGAAGAGAGGAAAAUGGUACAGGAAGAUGAAAAAAUUGGCUUUGAGAUUUCUGAAAACCAGAAGAGACAGGCUGCAAUGACUGUGAGAAAAGCCUCUAAACAGAAAGGUGUCAACUCUGCCCGCUCAGUUCCUCCUUCCUACCCACCACCACAGGACCCGUUAAACCAGGGCCAGUACCUGGUCCCCGAUGGCAUCGCUCAGUCUCAAGUCUUUGAGUUCACUGAACCGAAACGCAGCCAGUCACCAUUCUGGCAAAACUUCAGUAGGUUAACCCCCUUCAAAAAAUAAUACCUAUAGGAAGGCAGAUAAUUUUAAAAUAAAUAAAAUUAUAUUUAUAGAUGGACCUUUU
Messenger RNA from Peromyscus leucopus (white-footed mouse), 4986 nucleotides. RefSeq names its product Cdc42 guanine nucleotide exchange factor 9 (gene Arhgef9). The coding region runs from base 3438 to 4925 and encodes 495 amino acids. Gene Ontology annotation, molecular function: protein binding; guanyl-nucleotide exchange factor activity. The record is from RefSeq and is a predicted model, not a curated record. The transcript is spliced from 10 exons. NCBI's taxonomy places the organism in Eukaryota, Metazoa, Chordata, Mammalia, Rodentia, Cricetidae.